This is a messenger RNA of Macrosteles quadrilineatus (aster leafhopper), 1723 nucleotides long. Its product is annotated as histone acetyltransferase KAT8-like. Gene Ontology annotation, molecular function: histone acetyltransferase activity. NCBI's taxonomy places the organism in Eukaryota, Metazoa, Arthropoda, Insecta, Hemiptera, Cicadellidae. The transcript has 8 exons. Gene Ontology annotation, biological process: regulation of DNA-templated transcription. Bases 191 to 1501 code for a protein of 436 amino acids. The record is from RefSeq and is a predicted model, not a curated record.
CUAAUCUCAUUUGGCAUUCAUUCGGUCGUUCGUGGUUCUCGGUUCUCGUCUCAGUUCAGUCAGUUUGACAUUUUGACGUUGUACAAAACAAUCAAAAUAUACCGCACGAUAAACAAUAAAUUUUAAUAACAAGAUAAGUGACUGACUAGUGAGGUAGCGGUGAUUUAAUCGAAGUAGUAUUUUGUGAAAUAUGAUUAUGAAAACCGAGAAGAAGCCUGAUAAUUUCAACAACGAGAAACCCACUGGAGACAAUGAAGAUUCGGAAUCGUUAGAAGAACAGCCCCUUGACAUUGGAGAACACUAUCUUGUUCGGAGGUCCGACGAUUCUUGGCAUCCAGCAGAAAUAAUUCAAACCCGAUAUAAUGAGCAAGAAAGUCACUAUGAAUAUUAUGUUCAUUAUGAAGGCUACAAUAGACGUUUGGAUGAAUGGGUCCCUAGAGACAGGAUAAUGAAUUCAAGAUUCGACAUGACAGACCAACAGUGGAAAACUGGAGACAGAAUGCUAGAUCUCUUAGAUCAGUCUGAUAGAAAAAUCACAAGAAAUCAGAAAAGACGCCAUGAUGAAAUCAACCAUAUUCAAAAGACAUAUGAAGAAAUGGACCCGACUACGGCAGCCCUGGAGAAAGAGCAUGAGGCUAUUACCAAAGUGAAAUACAUAGAUAGAGUCCAGAUAGGGAGGUUUGAAAUAGAUACGUGGUACUUUAGCCCCUACCCAGAUGAAUACGGCAAACAGCCCAAAUUGUGGAUUUGCGAGUACUGCCUACGAUAUAUGAGAUUGGAAAAGUCCUACCGGUACCACAUGAGUGAGUGUACCUGGAGACAACCCCCUGGUAAGGAGAUCUACAGGAAAGGCACACUCAGUAUCUGGGAGACUGAUGGCAGCCACCACAAGACUUACUGUCAGAAUCUCUGUCUUUUGGCCAAAUUAUUCUUGGACCACAAAACACUCUACUUUGACGUUGAACCCUUCCUUUUCUACAUUCUUUGUGAAGUAGAUAAGCAUGGAGCACAUCUUGUCGGUUAUUUUUCCAAGGAGAAGGAGUCUCCUGAUGGCAACAACGUGGCUUGUAUCCUGACUUUGCCCCCGUACCAGCGGCAGGGCUACGGCAAGCUGCUCAUUGCCUUCAGUUACGAGUUGAGCAAGAUGGAGGGUGCUGUGGGAAGUCCAGAGAAACCUCUGUCUGACCUGGGCAAGCUCAGCUACCGAUCCUACUGGUCCUGGGUGUUACUGGAGAUACUCAGGGACUUCCGGGGCACUGUCUCCAUCAAAGACCUCAGUGAAAUGACAAGCAUCACACAGACUGAUAUAAUCUCAACGCUGCAGUCAAUGAACAUGGUCAAGUACUGGAAGGGUCAGCAUGUGAUCUGUGUGACGCCCAAGUUGGUAGAUGAACACAUUCGCUCAGCACAGUUCAAGAGGCCGCGACUAGUAGUUGACACAACAGCUCUCAAAUGGUCCCCACCCAAGAAAACACCUCAAAUACGUGUUGGCAAGAAGUAACACAUGAAGUGUUGUCUGGUGAAUGUUCUCAGUCCAGAUUGCUCCUCUUGGCAGAACUGGCUAUACAGCUGUUUGCUGGUCUCUUAGUGUCAUCUCACUCCAUCCAGCCCCUCUGUUUACAUCCUCACGUCUUUAUUUCUCAAUAGUGUUUUUCAGUGUCAGUUGACUUUUUCACUUUAACUUGAAGCUUGUAUGUUUCAAUAAAAGUGUUUUUAAUUGUAA